AGUGCUGGCGUUGUUGUUGGAAACCUCGCCAGUUGCGUACACAGGUAACAAGUGAAAUGAUCGUGUGCGAGCUCGAAGCAGGUGUGGAUGACAAAUCUUGAUAGUAGACGCAAAUAUUUCUGGCCUCAUCUUUGCUGACAACAUCUGAAGAUUACGCAGACUUUUGUAAGCAGCAGCUACGUACAUAUUUAUACAUCUGUACUGAUGUUGACAUGUUGACAAAAGGGACUAGAGAGAUCUAUGCUUGUUGAAAAGAUCCUCAAGAAUCCAAUGGUGGCAUGCCUUCCACAAAAGUUGGUCAAGCGAACAGUGCCGUAGAAAAUUCUAGUGGAUCAAACAUGGCGAGCAACAGCAUGGAAAUGACACCUGGGAACUCCAGAAGUUCCGUCAAACCUGCUUCAGCGAGUAAGUCAUCACGUGAACUUAAGAGAAGAUCGACUUUAAGUGAGGAAUACUGCUUUGGACAUUGCGGAAAACUCCACCAGAAACUCUGGUUUAAAAUUGCCAUGUUUUUGUUCUUGUCCCUCUUGAACAUAUCAGAUCUGUCCAGUGAUUGGCUGCUUUACAACGACGUCGCGUUCACACAGAAGGGUCUUGUGUUCGGCCCCCCGCAGCAGGACAUCAUCACGGCACUUCUAGUAUUCUCCAUCAUAGGCUCCGUCACGUUUCUGCUGGAGUCUGUCAAUCUCGGUCUCGAAGUUUUCAAAAACAAGGGGUUUAUGGAUGUUGAUGUCGCCUCCGCAAUUAACAUUUGGCUAGAGGAUAUUCCUCAGGUGGCCAUUAACCUGACGAUUGCUGCCUGUCGCGAAUCAGAAAUCAGCUAUUUCCAACUGGUCAAAGCGGCUGUGGUUAUUAUAGGGGUCAUCAUACGCCUCAUUCUGACUUUGAUUCGUUACUGUAGCAAAAAAUACCUGGCUGAAGUCUAUCAGCACACUGCAGAAUCGUGCCGUCAUGUGACCACAAGAGCGUUCCUUGUGAUUGGUUUACUGCUGAUGUGCACAGGAUCUGUUGCUGUGUUCGUUUUCACGCAAACUUAUCGUUCUGCUGAUGGGAAAAUUACUUUCGAGGUCCCGGAAACUGUCCUUCAAGGUAAAUACGACGACCAUCGCUAUUUCGACAAUGUCAGCAUGUAUUUCCAUCAUCCGUCCUUCGAUACCAGCAAAGAUUCCGCCUCGGAUAAUCUCAACUGGAUAAGAAUAGCCACUGUGUACAAUGUUCGUAAUGCUACCAGCAAUGACACGUUUCUUCGCUACUCUCACACUGACCUCUCUGCGGAAACGACCUUCAUCAUGAUUGCAGACAACAUUGAAGACCGCGGAAACCUGGCAACCAGAGAAUGCUAUGACCUUCAAAGAGCGACUGACCUCCUGACUCCAGUAAGUUGUCCGGCAAUCCCUGACAAUGCCACCUUCACCCAAAUCGUGUUUCGCCUACACUACCUCCCUGCACAGCGUCUCCUCAGGUUUGGCGACAUCCACUUCAACGUGCGCAUACGCUACCCUAACGGGACAUUUGAAAAUGAAGCCCAGUUUGUCGACACGAUCCAAGGGAAAAGGUCCUCAGCCAAUCGCAUCUUUGGCGUGAUUCAUUAUUACAAGACCAUUCCUGAUGUCACUAGCGACACCCAUGUACACAGUACGGCCUCUAGGGGGAACUUUUCAUUUUAUCAGAACUCUGCACACCUCAUCGACAUCAACCAGGUAUGGAAAACAGGGUUUAUCGGCUGCAAAGCCACAGGAAGUCUCGCUCCAAAUCUCAAGAAAGACAUUCUCAUUGGGGAUCAAUGGUUUUUUUAAUCACCAUUAUCUAAUAUGAGGAAAAACAGAGUUCAUGGGACAUUUUGAAUUUUUUUACAGAACAGUUAGGAUGUGAUUUUUAAGCAUAAUUUUCAAAAAAUGUCCAAAGAGUUGACAAGACAAUCAUUUAUUCUUUUCUUAAUUUACAUACCUUUUUUAUUCACAUAUUCUUUUACAAUUUUUGAAUUGGUUGGCUGGUCCUAUAACACAAGAAUAUAUUUUUUUUUAACUUUUGUAGGACCUCCUUUUAAAAAGAAAUGAUUGUAACAAUAUUCAUUGAUUGUUUCUACAUGAAUGAUUAUAGCUUUGCACCAUAUUGGCAAUAUACAUGUAACAGCCGUAUUAUGGCAAGUAAGUGUUUCUGAGUCACGUGCCCAGGAAGCUGCUAUCAAAUAUCAACAUGGGUAUAAAUUAUGGUAAUUGUAAAUAACUAUAUCUCUAAUCUCUUUGACAUUUUAUGGCUAAUCAGAAGGUUUCAUUGGAUUAAAGUCAAGUUGUUCCAAUGGGACAGUUCCAGGUUUCAUUGGAUUAGAGUAAAGUUGUUCCAAUGGACAUUUCCAGGUUUUAUUGGAUUAAAGUAAAGUUGUUCCAAUGGACAUUUCCAGGUUUCAUUGGAUUAAAGUAAAGUUGUUCCAAUGGACAUUUCCAGGUUUCAUUGGAUUAAAGUGAAGUUGUUCCAAUGGACAUUUCCAGGUUUCACUGGAUUAAGUAAAGUUGUUCCAAUGGACAUUUCCAGGUAUCACUGGAUUAAGGUAAAGUUGUUCCAAUGGACAUUUCCAGCUAAAAUAGUGGGGUGCUUCAAAAAUAUUUUAUCUCCAGUGAACUUUUGGAGCAAUAUAAAAAAUUUACCUUUUCUAGAACACAAAACAUCAUCCUCUUUGAAUUUUUUGACUUGAGUUAGUCAACAUAUUGAAUCUUUUUUUUGAGACAUAUUUACUGCAAACACAAUUGGUGAGAUUUAGAUCGAGGAUAAAUUGAUCUCAGCAUUAAAAAAAAUCAUUUUUAUGCCAUUCACCAAAAAAAAAGCUGUUUCCCCACUUUUGGUAUAUACCCUAACUGACCUCAAAUUUCACCUGCUAAAGUGCAUUUUUAUAGGCAAUUAAAUGUCACAAAAUAUUAGUUUUGGUGCACAAACUUACAAUUUUCCUCAAAAAUAUCAUCUCAAGUUGCAAGCAAACCUAAAAACACCUUUCUAAAAUCAACAGAACCCCUCAGGAUCGGGAAAAUUGGGUUGGUUAGUCAUAAAGGAAAUUUAUGCUCACUUCAGGUACAUCCAAAAGUUCCAUCUUUGCUAAAUUCCCCGUGCGCUUCCUGUUUUAUAAAAGGCUUAACAACAUAUACAAAUCUACCAACAAUGGCGUUUUGCAAAUGUACAAAUGUUGAGGCUAAUAAGAAGAGAAACUGAAAAUGGUUAUUUUAUAAAACAGAUACUAUUCUUGCCUCCUUCCCUAGAGAUUUUACUUUUAAAGAUUUCCCAUCUUGCAACCUGAAACUAUGCAUCAUGUUUAUAUUAUGUUAAGUUGACAAAAGUCUCAAAUACUUAAUGGUCUCAUCCUCUUUUCAAGCACAUAGCUUUUACUUAUCUUAUAUUUAUUGUCCUUGCUCCCUUAAUAACUUAUCAUACUGUGAACAACAAUCAUUACUGCAGGUUACAAUUUGUCUCAGGCAUUACUGGACUAUCAGCAAGAACUGACUGGCAAAGGGAUGCAUCAGUUAGCCUUGUCAGAGAAAGGCAGCCAUUACAACAUAAUACUUUUUAAAAAGAAAGUGAUAUACAAAUGAUAUUUUGUGAGUCUGACAAUGAAAAUCUUCAGCUUUUUCCACGUAUAAGCACUUUUUUCCAGUGGAAUUUUUUGCAUGCAAUUAUUAUGAAAAUGUUAAAAUGAUUUGUUUGUGUUGCUAAAGAUGUAAGCGUCAUAAAACUGUGCAAAUUAUUUCUCUACACCACAAUGGUUCUCUCAAAAUGUUUCAAAACAGCGCAGAGGUGGUUGAAAAGGUAAAAUAAUUAGGGUAAUACGUAAUAUAUGCAGUAUUAAGCCAGACUAAAGUUUCUAUGCUGACACACUAUGACUGACAUCAUCACUACUGCACAACAAGCAAGCCUGUAGACAACCAAACCCCUAACCAAUAAUUUAUGAGUUAGGGCUUUAAUAUUUACCCCAGUGCAUUCUGAUUGGUAUGACGUGUGUUACAGUAUCACUACACUCCUAGGACAUAAGCAUGCCAAAGGCACACCACAAGCAAACCAGGGGUGUGCUUACCCUAAUUCCUCAGUGCAAUUUUUGUCGAUUUUCAUUUUGAUUUUGGAGACAAAACUAGAUUGGCCAAUUUCAGGUCUUUAAACACAAAAAGUUUAAUUUUCACAAUCUAAAAAGAUAAAUGCCUUCAUACUUAUGCUCCACAAAACACUUUGCACACAUGUGAAAAGGGGGAAGAAUUACAGUACUACUGGAUGGCACCCAGAUAACUUUAGGUCAGGCUUGUACUGUGUUUACAGCCUGAAUUAGCGAUAUUUAAACAUACGUACAAUAGGCUAUUUUGUCUUUUACAUAUGGACAACACGAAUACAAAUACAGUAUGGGUAUGUACAGUAAGAAGUACAUGUAUGGAGAGUAGGUAUUAUGUAUAUAAAAGCGCACAGACAAAAACAGUAUACAUGUAUGUAUAUUUAUGUACAAUAUAAAGAUAUAUGUUUGUUUGUAUAGCAUGUACAGUACAGCCAGAUCCUAACCAUCGAUCCUAACCAUCGAUCCUACGCCCAUUGUGGUUGGAUGGUCUGUGUCUCAUACGCCCACUAUGUGCUGACCACUGCUGGGCCCUGAUCAAACACGCCUUCAUGCUCCGCCUACCAUCGGCGAAGGGUCAGCCCAAGGUCUGUGCAUGGUGGAGCCAUGGUCAGCAUAUCACUUUUAUGACAUUCAUUCACUUGCUGGAGUUUGAUGUAAUGACAUCGGACGUACACUGUAGGCCGUGUAUUAUCCGCGCAACUUUCUCUACUAAUUUUCAGAGCUUUGUUACCCAUUUUGAACAUAACACAUGCACAGACGAGGCUGAUAUUUUUGUGAAAGGUAAUUAUUUGGGCUAUUCUAAAGUAACAGCAAAAAUUGGAUUGGAAUUGCACUAAUAGAUUUUUUUGUACCAGUUCCAAAAAUGUCUCGUUUUGAUAUUUCCUUUCUUUGCUGUAUUUUCAUAAUUUAUGCAUGGAUAGGUACAGGACUAUUCUCAAAAUAUGUAAUA
Molecule: messenger RNA, 5033 nt
Organism: Liolophura sinensis
Lineage: Eukaryota; Metazoa; Mollusca; Polyplacophora; Chitonida; Chitonidae
Exons: 1
Coding region: 279-1796 (505 amino acids)
Source: RefSeq, a predicted model, not a curated record